Dracunculus medinensis (Guinea worm) is the source of this 1023-nucleotide messenger RNA. Lineage: Eukaryota; Metazoa; Nematoda; Chromadorea; Rhabditida; Dracunculidae. The record is from the annotation of a GenBank genome assembly.
AUGGACUUAAAGAUUAAAAGAAUUCUGUUGUCUCACUUAACUCACUUUAUUAUCCAGCCUUUCACGAUUCAUUUUAUAGGUACCAAAUAUCCCAUUUAUCCAAUGCAAAAGAAGAAGAUACGAGUCCUUCAACUUUCUGACAUUCAUUUCGACUUCAGUUACACUCCUGGAUCGCUGGCAAACUGUAAAGAACCACUGUGUUGUCAAAAACCAAUUCGUUUCAACGAUUCAUCGCAAAUACCUGCGGGAUAUUGGGGAUCACCUUUUUCAUGCGACAUACCAUAUUGGACCGUCAAAGAGAUGUUUAAUCAUAUCAGGCGAACUGAAAAUGACAAUUUUGAUUAUGUGCUUUUUGCUGGAGAUCUUAUGCGCCACCAAGAUUGGACAUAUACGAAACAGGGUCAUUUAGCUUUGAUUGAAAAUUUUACCGCAUUGUUAAUAGAAUAUUUUCCGAACACUCCAGUUCUUUGGACCAUAGGGAACCAUGAAGGUGUUCCUAUCAAUAAAGGAUCGUAUUCCGUGCAAUUAUCCGACGGACUGCGAUUCAUUUCCCUCAACAAUGGUUAUUGUGAGACCACUAAUUUUUGGAUGUAUCUAAACCAAACAGAUCCUGAUGGAGCUUUGUCAUGGUUAGUACAGGAAUUGCUGCGAGCCGAGAAGGAUCAAAAUUACGUGUAUAUUCUCGGGCACAUACCACCUGGUAACGCGGAUUGUCUGGAAAGCUGGACGAGAAAUUAUUAUAAAAUCAUUAAUAGAUUCUCAAACACUAUAAAAGCACAAUUUUUUGGACACGUGCAUGUGGACAUUUUUACAGUUUUCUACGAAAAUAUGGAUGAUUCCACAUCGAAGCCUACUGCUGUAUUAUAUUCCGCACCGAGUGUUACCACAUUCAAAGAUUUGAAUCCAGCGUAUCGCAUUUACGAAAUUGAAAAUGGCUCACAAUAUUUUUAUUUCUUUUUAUCCAUUUAUAGAGAGCGAAUGGUGCAUAACUCCAUUUUCCGGCAUCAGUACAAUGAAAAAUGA